UACCGGGAAGGUACCAGCGGCACUUCUGGUUUGCGUGUGACGCCACGCGCUCCCUGUCCAAUCACGAUUGCUUCCGUGUGACGUCAUUCGCCAACAUGGCGGCGGACUGGAACCGAGGGCAUGGCUCGGUGGAGGACAUGCUGGACGUCGAGAACAAGCGUCUGGCUGACAACUUGGCCACCAAAGUGUCCCGACUCAAAUCUCUGGCGUACGACAUUGACAGAGAGGCCGACGAUCAGAACGACUACUUGGACGCCAUGGACUCCAACUUUCUGGGCAACACGAGCCUGCUGGGCGGCAGCGCCAAGCGCUUCUCCAACAUGAUGCGCUCGGGACGCGACAACCGCCGCAUCAUGUGCUACGUCACCAUCGGCCUGGUGCUCUUCUUCUGCGUGCUCUACUACAUCGUCACCAGGAUGCAACGCUGAGCCACAAGACUGCACAGGGA
Molecule: messenger RNA, 448 nt
Organism: Hippocampus zosterae (dwarf seahorse)
Lineage: Eukaryota; Metazoa; Chordata; Actinopteri; Syngnathiformes; Syngnathidae
Product: BET1-like protein
Exons: 4
Coding region: 96-428 (110 amino acids)
Biological process (GO): retrograde transport, endosome to Golgi; regulation of retrograde vesicle-mediated transport, Golgi to ER
Cellular component (GO): SNARE complex; Golgi trans cisterna
Molecular function (GO): SNAP receptor activity
Source: RefSeq, a predicted model, not a curated record